This is a messenger RNA of Conger conger (European conger), 6612 nucleotides long. Its product is annotated as retinoic acid-induced protein 1-like. NCBI's taxonomy places the organism in Eukaryota, Metazoa, Chordata, Actinopteri, Anguilliformes, Congridae. The coding region runs from base 69 to 5495 and encodes 1808 amino acids. Gene Ontology annotation, cellular component: nucleus. The record is from RefSeq and is a predicted model, not a curated record. Gene Ontology annotation, biological process: regulation of transcription by RNA polymerase II; circadian regulation of gene expression. The transcript has 5 exons.
CUCCAGUCCAGUUCGGCUGGGUAGAGGACAGAGGCUGAACCAUACUGCAGAGUACCCUAGUCGAAGUCAUGCAGUCUUUCAGAGAAAGGAGUGGUUUCCGUGGUAACCAGCACUGCCACCAGCAGGAGCCCUAUGAAUUAUCACGCCUUGAGAAUUACAGACAUCAUCACAGCCAGAACAGACAGGGCUAUGAGGCGCACUCUCUCUCAGUGGCAGCAACAGCAGCAGCAGCAGGCGCGGGCGCUAAGGAUUGUUACGGCCAGCAAGCCUACCCUGGCUAUGGCAGCAACUCUGCCUCAGCUGAAAAACAGUACAAAAGAGACAAAAUGCCAAGCCAGCACUUACAGGGUGGAUACAGCAGCCAUCUUAACACUGCCUACUCUACCCAGUACGUAAAUGAAGGCCAUCUUCAGCAGAAAUGGGAGGAUUCUUCUCACAUGUCCCAGUAUGAGCAGAACAUGCUUGGUCGGCUGGAAUCUACAGGUGGGGCAGUUGAUAGCAGAUCUCAGUUUCUACCGCAGAAUAUUCUGGCCAUUUCACAGAACCAGUGCUCCCAUGUCAGUCAGCCUUCCACUCCGGUGUACACCAGCCAUCACCAACAGAAACUGCCACAAGACACAACCCCAUCUGCUAUGACCUACAGCCAUGGGCAUCUCCAUUUCCCCCAGCACACUCAGUCUCUUGGAACCUCUACGCCUUCUUAUAUAGAAAAAUGCAAUGUCACUCCACAUUGUUACAAAGGCUAUCCCAUGCCCCCAAACUCCCAGUAUAACAGGCAGCUGGGAAACAGCAACAGCCUCAAGCAGAGUAGCUACAGGACUCAGAACAACUAUGCCUACCAGCAGCCUCCAUCCAGAACUGGAUAUGAACAACAGUCCCCGCUGCAGGGGAUUCCCAGCACACAGGACAGCCUUUCAAAAUACCAACAUUUUAGCCAGCCACAACAGAACUACUGCCUGUCAGACAUCUCUGUGAGGUCCCCGGAGCAGUACUACCAGAACUGUAGCCCCAAUGCCAGCCACUCUCCUGUCAGGUCAGUUGGCAGGUCACCCUCUUACAACCCGACGUCUUCCCCCUUAAUGGUCAAUUCUGAGACCUUCCUGUACAGCCAGCCUCCCAUCACCUCAGGAGCCUCUUCUUCCUCUAGUCUACGGGAGCAAGGCUUACAUAUACCACAGCAGUCCCAGCCAUCCCCCAGCGUCAAUCAUCAGACAACCAGCUAUGCAGGUUCACUAAAGGAUAAGUUCUCGGAGAAGCUAUUGUCCAAUCCCAGCUUGUGGAGUCUCAAUGCCCUGACAUCUCAGGUGGAAAACAUUUCCAACAACGUCCAGCAGCUGCUGCUCUCUGAAGCACUCAUAGCUAACAAGAAGGGCAGCAAGCGUAACAAUCCUAAACAAGAGGAGGACUUUAAGGGCCAGCUUCACACACUUGAGGACAGUUCGUGUUUAGACACCCAGGACACUGCCCCUGUGCCUGAAGCUUUCAGCACCUCCCCGAACAUCCAAAGUGGGCUACAAGAGGGGAGAUGCCCCAACAGCUCUGAAGACCAACAGGAGAGUAGUUAUUACUAUUGUAGACAGAGCACAAGCCCAACACAGGCCACCACAAAUGCCCAGCAUACUCUGGAUAUGGUUCCUUCCUGUGUAAUGACCUCACCAAGUGACAUGUCCUCUCAGUCAGAGGCCUCACACAGGCCUGCACAAGCUGAAGGUGACAACCUGAACACCAUACUAAAGGAAUUAAGAGCAGAGAGGUCCCCCAUCAGCAUUUCUGUUCCCGCCUCUCUAAACCAAGAGCAGAACUCCCCAGCGGACAGCCUGGGGGACUCAGCCAAGGAGAACUUUGAGGAGUCAGCCUGGUCAGAGAAGGUAGAGGAGAAGGAGAGGGAGGGGAAAGUGCAGCUCCUCGCAGAGUGUGAGAAGCAGGAUGAUGUCACUGCAUGCAAGCAGGAGGAGGAAUGGGCAGGGGAAGAGAAAUGCCUGUCUGUUUUACAUGAGAUAAGUGAUGCUCCGAGUGACAACAAUUACCCCAAUGACAAGGAUGAAAAAAUGUAUCAGGAUUUGGUACAGGAUUAUAGUCCAUCUGAUGGGGAUAUUAAUGAUGCCAGUCGCAGGAGAGACACGGGCUGUGAUGCACAACCUGAAACCUACAAAUCUGAGUUUCCUCCUGAUUUGGAUGCUACAGGGAAGAGAGUGCCAUUUGUUUGGGGGGAUGAAUAUAUAUCCAUGAAAGACGACGAAUUAGAGCUUCCACAUGUGAGCUCUAGGAGUCAGCUUUUUGAAGGGAGGCUUUCAUCUGCUUCGAAAGUGAGGCUGCAGGCAGACGAAGAGCAGCACGCUGUCCUUUCCAGUCAGGCUGCUGAAGUGAGUAAGGAGGAGAGUUUGCCAUCUUCUGAGGUCAUUAAUAAUAUAACAUGGUCACUGGAAUCUGGAGAAUUUCUCAGCCCAGCACAGGAGCAGGGCAGCAAGUCUCCAGCUAAACCAGAGGUGCAAGACACCGAUCAGGUCACAAUCUCAGAAAAGAGGUCAGACAUUUGCGACAUUACACCUCUGACUAAUUCUGUGAAGACAGUCUUCUCGGUCUUUAAUGAGGAAGCAACACCUCCGUCCCAGGCAAGGGAGCGCAUCGAUCAGUGUGAGGCUGUGGUACCGGAACCAGAAUCUCCUCAGCUCCCAGGCAAGUCAAUGAUGCACUCAGCACCUUCCUGGGCUGAUACUCCACCUUCCCCCAAAAAAGGUGAUGAAGAAAUUGAUCCUGGAAUAAGCUGCCCCAGUGCAGUGACACCUUCAACCAAAUCUGAGCCGAUGGCUACCUCUGCAAAGCUUAGGGUGUUCAACAGAAAACAUGUGAGGGGGAGGAGACGUCAGCCUGGAAUGCUAAUGCACACAAGUGUUCGAAUCAGAAGACUCUCCAGUGCAGAAGGUGACAGUGUUCCAGCACCUCCUCAGGACAUGGGUUUACCACCCAGUAAAGCCAUGGUCUUCGUAGAACAAGCACGGGCCGCUCACAAGGACCUUUCCAGUCAGACACCUACUCUUUUAACAGAAAACAUUCCAUCGAGGAUGUGUACUCGCUCUUUCACUGCAAUGGCUACUCCAAAAACUUGUCUCCGUUUGAAAAGGCAGCCAUGCCAAAAACCAUCCAAUGGGGGUGUUGUCAAAGACUCUCAAUGUGACCCCAAGGGCUUGAUUUCUAAAAUCAAAUGGAGGAAGCAGAGAGGCCCUAAGCCUAUGGUCAUAGGUCACAGGAAGGGAAGGAGGGGCUUAAGUGAAAAUAGACAGCAAGAUGAAAACCAGGAAACCACCCUGUGCUUAUCUCCCUGUGUUAAAGCUCAAAGGCCCAUGGUCCUGAGAUCGAGAAAACAAACACAAGAGAACCCACUAAAAGAAAAAGCAAAGGAGAGGAAGACAAUGUGCAUUUUACCCAAGGCAUUGAAGGAAAUAAAGAGACAACGGACAGCAUUUCUGAAAGAACAGGAUUGUGUGAGUUCGAAACAAAACCUUGCUUCUGUACACCAGAAGGGUGUGUACAGAACACUGCUUAGCAAAUCAGAAAAAAGUGUGUCCUCCAUUAAGAGGAAAUCAAGCUGCCAUUCCCCAUUACCUGUGAGAAAACAAAGAGGGGUCAAAGGAAUCAAACCAGAGAUUUUACAGCCCCCUUUAAAAACUAAGUUGAUGGGAGUCAAAGGUCCCAAGAAGAGACUAAUGCAAGGAGAGAAUUUUAAUAUUCCUUUGAGAAGUUUCCUUGCCAAAGAUCCCUCCCCUGUUGAUAUAAAUGACAUUCCUUGUAUAUCUCCCCAAUAUCCAGCCAAAACAAAGUAUCUGCCCCCUAGAAAAGGCAGAGGCCUAAAAUAUGAAGCAAUGGUUCAAAAAAUUACAUCACCAGGGUCAAAAAAGCACAUUGCAAAUCCUCAAGUUGAAAAUGUACAAGGAAAUGUGAUGACAAGAACCACACUACAAGGUUCGGAACAAGCAAAAACAGUACAGGAAGGAGAAGUGGUGCCGGAACAGCAGGAAAUCAGACAGAACAUUGAGGAAACGCAAGACUCAACCGUUGACAAAGCUUCAGUUAUAAAACAGAGAAAAAAGCUGUCCACAGAGAGUGGAGAUCAACCCGAGUUAGCAUCAGGGUCUGAGAGUCUAGUCAUUAACACUCCACGACUAGCGAAACAAAGAGCGAUCAAGAACAACCAUGAAAUGCAUUUGAAGCAGAGGAGGAAGAGGAGGAAGGGUCUCACACCCUUAGAGAGUACAGUGGAACAGGAGACACCAACCCCCACCUCUGCACUUCCAGCUGGGGAGCAAAUAGCCCUCACACUGACCCCCACACACAUUAGCAUGUGUAAGAAGGCAAGAUGUGCAACGACCCCCACAAAAAAAAGGCAGGCUAAAGCCAUGGCUAAACAGGGCAUCAAAAACAAAACAAUAAUCCAAAAAGCAGGGUCCAACCAGAGAAAAAAUAUAUAUUUACACAAUACUAAGCCUACAAAAAAUGGGUGGAGACUUAAGACUCGACACAGACUGCAAGCUAAUCCAGUUGUAGAAGGGCAGCAGCCAGAGAUUUGUUUAAAAUAUGUAAUGUACAAACCGCAAAAAAUAGAAAAUAAACCCUUCAGUCCAUAUGUGUACAUUGAUAGUUCAGAAGAACUAGCUUCUUUUUGUGCUAUCGUCAACAAGCCUGAGGAGGAGCUGCUUCUCCAAGCAAGGGAAAAGAGAUUUCCCAAAAUACAGAACCCCGUCACCGCUGCUAAGGUGAUACCAAACUCCUCUGUGAUGCUGCAGGGGCCCUUGGUGAACAAAAACUUGAUUGACAGGUGUCUUUCUUGUUGCCUGUGUGGCAAACCAGCCAAUUACAGAGAGCUUGGGGACUUGUGUGGGCCAUACUACCCUGAGGACAGCAUACCACGGAAGGCGAUGUCUUUUAAGUACAAAGUGGAGUCUAGGGACGAGAGAGUGACAGUGAACUGCAGUGCGGUGCAGGCCAACACACUGAAGAGGGGAGGUGUAAAAAGCCUAACUGGGGGGAGCAGUGGCAAUGGCCGCCCCGGGCGGCCCAAGAAAACAGACAAGGUGUCAGGAGAGACUGCCACAAUUCGGCCCAGAUUUCUGGAGCGGUACAAAAAGCUGCAGCAGUCUCAGAGCUAUGAAAGGAGAGUCGGUGAGGAGGGGGCAGCUCAUUCAAGGUUGCAGGAUAGCAGUGGAGCUACUCAAAAACAAGAACUGGAAGUAGAGGCUAAGGAGAACUGGGUUCACGAAGCUUGUGCUGUUUGGACCAGUGGAGUUUUCCUGGUUGCUGGCAAGCUGUAUGGACUGAAGGAAGCCAUGAGUGCUGCUUCUGAGAUGAGCUGUUCAAAGUGCCAGGAUGUGGGUGCAUCAGUCAGCUGCUGCAGCAAAGGCUGCCACCAGAAAUUCCACUAUGUCUGUGCCAAAGAGAGUGGUUGUUUGUUGCUUGAAGAAAGCUUUUCAUUGAAAUGUACAAAACAUAAGGCUUUGUAAAUCCCAGCCAGCCCUGUGAAGCUCUCCUAUGCAGUAUAUAAAAGGACAUAUGUCCCUCUGCUGACUAGCCAAUGUGGAUUACAGCUUAACUCUCCACAGUGAAACGCCCAAAAGGAGCUCUCCUGUAGCACCAUAGCAGCAAUACAGACACUGGAUCAAGUCUACUGUACAGCCUUCUCUGCACUUCCACUUGUCUUUCUUACCGGGUUUUCUUUUCAGUAGACACUACCAACAUCAAUUUGCUUGGAAUGGAAUUUAAAAAAAUAAUGAACUUUACUUAAACUUUACUUUACUGAAAGCAGAAUCGUCGGUGACCAAAGGUUCUGUUUUUAAAACAAACGUGGAAUUGUGUUUAAAGCUUCAUUCGUUCUGACUUGGGCACAUGCACACCCAGCAUCUACAAGUCCCCCACUUAGUAUCAAAUGUUGAAACAUUUCAGCUGUCACAUUUAAAUGUACUCAUAUUCAGAUGUUAUGCAUCAGUGCCAAGUAGAUGUAAUUUAAUAUAAUGCUCUUCCUAGAUAAUCAAUGUGAAUUUCCAAUUCGGUGAGAAAUUUAAUUGUAUCAGCAUCUGUUCUAUGUUUUGUGUUUUAAUUCUUUUAUCAAAUAUGUCCAUUUAUGUGUUGAAUUCAGGUCCACAUCGAACGAAGAUAAUUUUUCAGUCCGCAUUUCUUCAUUAUGAUGAAUCAGCCUUUAAUGCAGUUAUUUUGCAUUUAUAUUUAUAGGCCAAUAUAAAGUUCAAAUUGUUAUUGCACACAUUUCUGUUAAGGAAUGAGACAAAUAUAUAUUUUUUUCCUGCACAAUACUGGCACGUCACUGACAUGCAGGUGAAAGGAAUACUUAAACAGGGAGCUUGUUUAUAUCGUCACAGCUUGUUCAUCUAGAUGCAAGUCACAACAAAAAAAAUAUAUAGUCCGCAUUCAGGCAAGGCAGAUAUCACACAUGGUUGGCAAGUCUUACUGCAGUUAUUUUAUGGUGUACAUAAGUAUUUGACUGUUUAAUUGUAAGAUGUGAUGUACUUAAAUACUUGUGUAUAGUAUUUCUUAGAGAUAUUUAUUUUAUAUAAAUAAAUAUGUAAUUGCAUAUAAAAUGUUAUUAAAAGAAUGGAUUAAAAUGAC